AUGUUCAAUCCUCCGCCGAGGUGGAUUGCCCAUGACCCGGAGCCGGAAAUUGCUCUGCCACCCGCUAGAUGGAGCUUCAACUCGUUUCUCCUUUCUGUGAUCAUUACCGUACUCCUGGCUUUCCUUGUUCUGGAGGUGUACCGGUUUGCAUUCGAAAAGCCACGCGAAAAGCCCAAACAUCGCCAAAUCUCCAAGUCCAAGAGAUUGUUUCAGCCCAUGGACGCUGUCGUGAUCCCCGAGUCUCCCAAAACACCCACCAUUCGACGAAGCCGAACUCGUGACAUGCCCCCCUCUCCGCCUGAGUCUUCUCCGUCAUUGAGCUCGACAUUUUCAGCCCCGGCGACACCCGGAGGUGAAUACAAUGUCAUCCCCGAAGGUUUCCCCCAUGGUGCCGACCUGAACCUUACUAGAGAGCAACUUCGCGAGGCUUUCUAUUUCUCCCCCAAGGAUCGCCGCAUCAUUGACCCAGAAGAGAAGUACUGGGGUCGAGGUCGCAAAAGCAACCUUCGAGCUGAAUUUUGGGAGUUUAUAUUCGAGCGGAGCGAAGACUAUGAUCCGCGCAUUGACGAAACCCCAUAUGACCUCCCUGAAUUUGUCCUGCGAAGCAACAUUGGAAGUGACUGGGCCAACCGUGCGCGCUACUUCGAGAAGCCGGAUCUCUAUGACUGCAAGGGACGUCUCCGCGAUACUCCCCUACCGACCGCUCGCGACAAGAAAUAG
Messenger RNA from Penicillium cosmopolitanum, 720 nucleotides. RefSeq lists its product as uncharacterized. The record is from RefSeq and is a predicted model, not a curated record. The transcript has a single exon. The coding region runs from base 1 to 720 and encodes 239 amino acids. Lineage: Eukaryota; Fungi; Ascomycota; Eurotiomycetes; Eurotiales; Aspergillaceae.